CGCUAUCCACAGAAGCGCUAAGCAAAAACCAGGCGCGUGGAAAAGUUACGCGCUGCCAUGGCGGAACCAGUAGUAGACGCGCAGUACCUGAAAGAAAUCGAGAAGGCUCGUCGGGAACUCCGCGCUCUCAUCUCCAACCGCAACUGCGCUCCCAUCAUGCUUCGUCUCGCGUGGCACGACGCCGGAACUUACAACGCGGAAACGAAGACCGGAGGGGCUACUGGCUCUAUUAGGAACGAGCAUGAGUUGAGCCAUGGAGCUAAUAGCGGUUUGAAGAUCGCUGUUAAUUUUUGUGAGGAGGUGAAAGCAAAACAUCCCAAAAUCACGUAUGCUGAUCUUUACCAGCUUGCUGGAGUUGUAGCAGUUGAGGUCACCGGAGGGCCUACUAUCGAGUUUGUUCCCGGUAGGAAGGAUUCAUUGGAAUCUCCUGAAGAAGGAAGGCUUCCAGAUGCUAAAAAAGGUGCACCACAUUUGAAGGACAUCUUUUACCGCAUGGGUCUGUCUGAUAAGGACAUUGUGGCACUCUCUGGAGCCCAUACAUUGGGUAGAGCACAUCCAGAAAGGUCAGGCUUCGAUGGCCCUUGGACAAAAGAGCCUCUCAAGUUUGACAAUUCAUACUUUGUGGAACUACUGGAAGGAGAAUCAGAGGGGCUGUUAAAACUACCCACAGACAAGGCUUUACUGGAUGAUCCUGCAUUCCGUCCGUAUGUUGAACUUUAUGCAAAGGAUGAGGAUGCAUUUUUCAAAGACUAUGCUGCAUCACAGAAGAAACUAUCAGAGCUAGGCUUCACUCCACCAUCUAGUCUCAAGGAAGCUGUGAAGACCAGUGCCGUAGUGGCACAAACUGCUGUGGGAGUUGCGGUUGCUGCUGCUGUGGUGAUUCUGAGUUACUUAUAUGAAGUUCAUAAAAGAGUCAAGUGAAUAAUGUUUUCUAUCUAGUAUAUCAUAAGAAACCAGUGAUUAUAUUUCUUAUUCCAUUCAGAGAACAGUAGUACUUAUUCUCAGUGGAACCUUGCACCUUUUGCUGUAAUAAGUUCUAAAAUUCUCGAUUCAGCUUAUAAUGAACAUGUUGCUGGUA
This is a messenger RNA of Argentina anserina (silverweed cinquefoil), 1078 nucleotides long. RefSeq names its product L-ascorbate peroxidase 3-like. Gene Ontology annotation, cellular component: chloroplast. The coding region runs from base 58 to 921 and encodes 287 amino acids. Gene Ontology annotation, molecular function: heme binding; peroxidase activity. The record is from RefSeq and is a predicted model, not a curated record. The transcript is spliced from 9 exons. Lineage: Eukaryota; Viridiplantae; Streptophyta; Magnoliopsida; Rosales; Rosaceae. Gene Ontology annotation, biological process: cellular response to oxidative stress; response to reactive oxygen species; hydrogen peroxide catabolic process.